ACUUCCGCUCCGGGUGGCGGCGGUGGCGGAAGUGUGAGCGGGGACUGAGUCUUGGCCAUAAAGCCUGAGGCGGCAGCAGCGGCGGUAUUGGAAGCUUAUAAAGCGCGAAGAAGUCCGCUGGAAGUGGAACUUGGACUUCUCUGCCCUUGUCUUUCUUUGCUUCUUCUCGGCGGGAGCUCUCGCGACACACCCGGCCCGGAGCCCCCAGCGGAGCGGCCGCGUUUGAAGGAUGACCUCUAGGAAGAAAGUGUUGCUGAAAGUUAUCAUCCUGGGAGAUUCUGGAGUUGGUAAGACAUCACUCAUGAACCAGUAUGUGAACAAGAAAUUCAGCAAUCAGUACAAAGCCACAAUAGGAGCAGACUUUCUGACAAAGGAGGUGAUGGUGGAUGACAGACUAGUUACAAUGCAGAUAUGGGACACAGCAGGACAGGAACGGUUCCAGUCUCUUGGUGUGGCUUUCUACAGAGGUGCAGACUGCUGCGUCCUGGUAUUUGAUGUGACUGCCCCCAAUACAUUCAAAACCCUUGAUAGCUGGAGAGAUGAGUUUCUCAUCCAGGCCAGUCCCAGGGAUCCUGAAAACUUCCCCUUUGUUGUGUUGGGCAACAAGAUUGACCUCGAAAACAGACAGGUGGCCACAAAACGAGCACAGGCCUGGUGCUACAGCAAAAACAAUAUUCCCUACUUUGAGACUAGUGCCAAGGAAGCCAUCAAUGUGGAGCAGGCAUUCCAGACAAUUGCACGGAAUGCACUUAAACAGGAAACAGAGGUGGAGCUGUACAAUGAAUUCCCUGAACCCAUCAAAUUGGACAAGAACGACCGGGCCAAGGCCUCAGCGGAAAGCUGCAGUUGCUGAAGGGGCAGAGAGAAUAGAGCACAGAGUCCUUCACAAACCAAGAACACACUUAGGCCUUCAAACACAAGCCCCCUUGCCUCUUCCAAACAAAACAUAAAUUGAUCUCUCAUAUCCAGCUGCCAAAAGAAUCCCCACCAAACACAGUCACCCACACACACAACACAGAUCUGACACAAGCAUACAAACUCAAGUCCACGCCUAUGACACAGCUCCAUGGGGUCUGCCCCCUAACACACGAGCCCUUGUUAGUGGCAGCAGGACAGGCCAGCUGUAGACAUGAUUCUGGCGUGAAGUCGGCAUUGGAAGCUUAUUCUUUUUGUCUACUGGAGAGAGAGAGAGUGCGCGCGAGCUGUUUACAGUUAAUCUGUGUCUAAUUAGUUACCUGAUUUUUUUAAAUGUCUGUGGUCUUUUUAUCCCACCUCACCCUCCCUCCUUGUGAAGGCUACUCCUUGGGAAGGCUGGUGCCCAGGUUUCAUUACAGGCUCACACCCAGUCUGAUGAGACUGAGUUUUGUAUGUAUCUGUUGAUGCUUGUUACUUUUAACUAAUCAGAUCUUUUUACAGUAUCCAUUUAUUAUGUAAUGCUUCUUAGUAAAGAAUCUUAUAGUACAUGUUAAUAUAUGCAACCAAUUAAAAAUGUAUAAAUUAGUGUAAGAAAUUCUUGGAUUAUGUGUUUAAGUCCUGUACUGCAGGUGUGUAAAUCGGGAGGGUUUUACCCUGUCUGGAUUGCAGAGAGUUUGCAACUCAGAAUUCAAAAAUCCAGCUAGAGGCAGUAUUCUGUACAGUAGGCACAAGAAUUAUGUACGCCUUUUAUCAAAGACUAAGAGCCAAAAAGCUUUUCAUCUCUCUAGGGGGAAACUGUCUUGUUCCCUUCUGUGUCUAAAUUUUCUAAAAGGUUGAUUUGCAUAAUACAGUGAUAUUUGCAAUGGAGAAAAUGGCUCUUGUUUCAAAUAUUAAAAAUCUUUUUUUUCCCCCCCUUUUUUUGCCCCCUGCUCCACACUUCAAAACUCCCCUGGUUAGAUCAACAUCCUGCUGUAAGAGGGAAAGUAAAAUCCUAAAAGAUCUGUCCUAGUGAUUUUACCUUUGUUCUAGAAGGCGCUCCUUUCGGGAUUGUGGUAUCCCUAGGUUAGCAAACCUUUUUCUCUUUUUUUUUCCCACCCACCUUGCCAGUAUGGCCCAUCAUUACUUAAACUGUUUUCUUUGGUAUGGAACCCUGGCAGUCUGCUCCCUCCCUAGGAUCUGCCCCUGAAUUGUAGCUUGCUUCGUGGAGCACUUCCCUUUUCUCCAGAGGUCUUACAUUCUAGGGUGUGGGCUGAGUUCUUCUGUAAAGAGAUGAACAUGAUGCCAAUAAAAAUUAACAAGAACAA
Chrysochloris asiatica (Cape golden mole) is the source of this 2219-nucleotide messenger RNA. Its product is annotated as ras-related protein Rab-7a-like. The transcript has 6 exons. Lineage: Eukaryota; Metazoa; Chordata; Mammalia; Afrosoricida; Chrysochloridae. The coding region runs from base 230 to 853 and encodes 207 amino acids. Gene Ontology annotation, molecular function: GTP binding; GTPase activity. The record is from RefSeq and is a predicted model, not a curated record. Gene Ontology annotation, cellular component: lysosome; phagocytic vesicle; late endosome. Gene Ontology annotation, biological process: phagosome-lysosome fusion; endosome to lysosome transport.